UAGAUAAUUUGGUUCACACCACUGAUCUAUAUAAAUGACUGGAUUGCGCAUAGAACGCUUGACGUAACUGCGUGAGGUGACGCCAGCACAGAGUUCGAGCCGCCAUCUUGGUAUACCCAACCGGCAGAGAGCGUCAUUGACUUCCAUUCAAAAUCAUGAUCAAAAUUUACCCGCUUUACAGCGUAUCAGUUACACAAGGUUAAUUUUUAGGAUAUGUGUACGUUAAUUAUUUGAUAAUUCUGGUGUUAUUUGCAAUGUUUAUCUUUUAAUCGGGCAGGAUAAUGGAUUUAUAAAAAAACCGUUAAGGUGAGUGUGUGUUGCAUUUGUUAAUGACACGGGUAUAAAUAAAGUUUUGUUUGACAUUCAGCUACACUGUGACGGUCAGCGUUAUUUCUCUAAAUAAGUUUAGGUAACUUGUAAGUUUAGAUAACAUUAUUACAAAACUAGCAAAUUAUUGCAUACACAUACGGUACAAAGUAUGAUUAUUUAUUUAGAUUUCAGAAUGAGCACGUUUAUUGUCAUUAAUACUAAAUAUGCUGCGGUCUGUCUGCUGAUCUGAUACUGUAAUAAAGAUGAAUGUAUAAUAACUGUUUAAAACGCAAAAUGUACAACUUUCAGUAAGUAACUAUUUACAUGCUUUGGACGUUUGUGUUGUAAUAAUGUACAGGGUAACUUCACAUAUAAAAACGAAGACGAGUAAAGUGAUGUUUUAUCAUUAAAAUCUGAUAACGUCCAUUGAUUUAAUAGAACGUUUGGGUAUACCAACAUGGCGGCGCGGUGGCUUCACAAGUGUGACGUCAUGCGCAAUCCAGUCAUUUAUAUAGAUCAGUGGUUCACACUCCAUUAUAGUAGGUGGCGGUAAUGUUGGAUGACACCCGCUAUAAAACACAAGGAAGAAGAAGAAGAAGCCGACAGGAGGGAAGACCGAUUGCUGUACAAAAUCGCAAGUAUAGAGUGAGCGAAGGCUAUGAUGUCCUGUCAUUUUAGGUGUUUUUGAGUUUUUGGUCAGCCUUUUUGUAUGCAUUCAAUAUGAGCUCUUUUGCUGGACGCAUGAAGGAGUAUCCCACCAUCUCCCUGGACCGUUUUGACAGGGAGAAUUUACAUGCCAGAGCCUAUUUUCUUUCUCAUUGCCAUAAAGAUCAUAUGAAAGGAUUGAAAGGUCCUUUGCUAAAAAGAAAACUGAAGUUUAGUUUGACUAUCAAGCUGUACUGCUCAUUUGUGACAAAAGAGCUUCUGCUUAGUAACCCAAAAUAUGGAUUCUGGGAAGAUCACAUUGUGGCCCUGGAAUUGGACAGUCCGACUCACAUAUCACUAAUAGAUGAAAUCACUGGAGAGUCGGAGGAUGUUGUUGUUACUUUGCUUCCUGCUGGACAUUGUCCAGGAUCAGUUAUGUUUCUCUUUGAGGGUUCUCAGGGUACAGUGUUGUACACCGGAGACUUCAGAUUGGCUAUUGGAGAUGCAGCCAGAAUGGAGAACUUGCACUCUGGAGACAGAGUAAAGGACAUUCAGAGUGUAUAUCUGGAUACUACAUUUUUUGAUCCAAAGUACCAUCAGAUCCCUAGUAGGGAGGCUUGUUUGUCAGGUAUAAGACAGCUGGUACAAGACUGGAUUUGUAGGAGUCCGUACCAUGUAGUUUGGUUGAACUGUAAAGCGGCGUACGGUUAUGAAUAUCUCUUCACCAACCUUGGACAGGAGUUCAGUUCACAGAUACAUGUAAAGAGCUUAAAUAUGUUCAAGAAAAUGCCUGAAAUUUUGUGCCAUAUGACUACCAACCGGGCAACGCAGAUCCACGCCUGCAGGCACCCCAAGGAUGAGAUGUUUUUCAGAGCUAACAGGUUACCCUGCGGCUCCACGGCUCCAGACGGCACUCCACUUAACAUUAUCAGCAUCAAACCCUCAACCAUAUGGUUUGGAGAACGGACCAAAAAGACUUCGGUCGUUGUCAAGAUGGGCAGCAGUUCUUACAGAGCCUGUUUUUCCUUUCAUUCUUCUUAUGCAGAGGUCAAAGACUUCCUUUCUUACAUUUGUCCUGUAAACAUCUACCCUAAUGUCAUUCCCUUGGGACAAACAGUAGAGGAUGUUAUAGAACUAUUGAAGCCACUGUGUAGGAGCCGCUCUAGAGGGGAGGAGAUUGUCUACAUGCCACUUGGAAAACUCAAAAGAACCAAAAAGCAGUGCACAUCAGAAGGCUCAGACAGUGAAGAAGACUUGUUUGCGGAGGUUGCCAUGGCUCCGAGGAGGAAGAAGAUGUCAGUGACUGAUACAACCAAGGUUACUGAUAACACCCAGCCUCACAGCCCCAAUAAAGAUUCCCUCGAAAAAGACAAAAUGUAUGUCUUCCCAGAGCCCCUCCCCUCUACACAGCCUUCCAAUUACAUAGAUUGCACAGAAUCAAAUGAUGAUGAUGACGACGAAGACGAUGCUGAGCUUUCAAAUGUCAUGGGUGAUGAACCCCCUAAACCUUACCCAUCUGGUGCUGCUCCACCUGGCACAGAAACUACAUGCCCCAUAAUGACUCCAACCACAUCCAGUUCUAACACACCACAAUCUAACUCUGCUCCGCCCCGCUGGGAACAUUUCUUCAAGGCAGACCCAGUGUUGACCGAUGAGAGCGAGUUUGAUAACAGCCAAAAUACUCAAACCUUAUCCACCGAAAACACUGCAUCUCAGUCCCCCGAGCUAUUUCAAGAUGAUGAUGACAGUAGCAUUUACCUGACCUCCUCACAGUCCACUCAUGUAUCUGAUGUAGGUACAGAGAGCUUUAGUCAAAUAGAUACUGUUCUUAUACAUGUGGAUGACAGUAAGACGACAAGUAACCAAGGGACCAAUGGGGUGUUUCAGGAUGGGAACAGUAAAUCUGGUGAGAUGGGGUCAGAUGCAAAUGAACCCAAAACAGAAACCAGGGAGCAGAAAUCAGAUUCACAGGUAUCGUCAGAUUUUGAGCUUCCAGCAACACCUGGUUCUAAAGUCUCAGAGCCAGAAGACCUAAAAGACCUGUAUAGGAAGUUGGCGGCAGGAGAGGAAGUAGUAAUAAGAAAGAUUUUUUAAUUUAAGUCAGCCUUUACAUUCUUUUGUACAAGAGCAUACCUCAGUGGUUACACAUUUCAUAACCACCAUCAAUUUAGAACAACACAAUAAGUCCUUAAGCAACUAUCUUGACUUUGUUCUGUAAUUCUGCUUAUAAUUUCUUGUAAUCACAUAUUUUAUUUGCAACUUUGUUGUUGACUACAAAAUAUUUAAUCUUUGUCUUAUUAC
Paramisgurnus dabryanus is the source of this 3255-nucleotide messenger RNA. The record is from RefSeq and is a predicted model, not a curated record. NCBI's taxonomy places the organism in Eukaryota, Metazoa, Chordata, Actinopteri, Cypriniformes, Cobitidae.